AUGAAUCCUGAAUUACCUUCUGUAUUGCUAAUGGCUCCAACUGGUGUAGCUGCCAUAAAUAUCAACGGAACAACCAUAAAUACUGCUCUAGCAAUUCCAAGAGAAUGUGGGAAUAAUGUACCUGCAAUGUCUGACCAGAGAAGAACACAAAUGAGAUUGUCUUUGGCUGAAUUAAAACUAAUCAUAAUUGAUGAAAUAUCAAUGGUCUCAAACAUGGGUCUCCUGCAUAUUCACCAGAGAUUGAAAGAAAUAUUUGUUACACCUAAUAGUGAACUUUUUGCAGGUAUCAGUGUACUUGUUUUCGGAGAUUUCUUUCAGCUACCACCAAUUCGAAGCGCAACAACAUUUUCAAAUUGUAAGAAUGAUACAUUCAAUCUACACCAUCCCUGGCAUGUCUGGCAGAAUUAA
Paramuricea clavata is the source of this 408-nucleotide messenger RNA. Lineage: Eukaryota; Metazoa; Cnidaria; Anthozoa; Malacalcyonacea; Plexauridae. The record is from the annotation of a GenBank genome assembly.